Messenger RNA from Rhea pennata, 2833 nucleotides. RefSeq names its product tetratricopeptide repeat domain 12 (gene TTC12). Gene Ontology annotation, cellular component: centrosome; cytoplasm. Gene Ontology annotation, molecular function: protein binding. Bases 95 to 2221 code for a protein of 708 amino acids. Gene Ontology annotation, biological process: sperm axoneme assembly; axonemal dynein complex assembly. NCBI's taxonomy places the organism in Eukaryota, Metazoa, Chordata, Aves, Rheiformes, Rheidae. The transcript has 21 exons. The record is from RefSeq and is a predicted model, not a curated record.
GUCCCCAUGGCAACGCCGCGUACAUACGGCGGCCCGCGGGGGUCCGGCUCCCGCCCGGGACGGGCUGCGCGCCCCGGCCCGCCGCAGCGCCGCCAUGUUGGGCGACGAGCAGCAGGAGGAGGAUUUCCAGCGGUUCCUCCGCCGCGUCGACGACAUCACCAAUUUAGUUGAAGGCUUGAAGUCCACAGACCCAGCUAUUCAGGAAAAAGCCCUUGCUGAGACAGAGAAAAGGCUCUGUGAGAAAGAGGCUAGUGAGGAGGAAGAAUGCAAGACGAAGGUGAACAGAACGGUGAUCAACUCACGAGCUUCUGACAUAGAACAAGUGGAGACAAUAAAUUCAGAUGGCUUUCUGGCAGCUUUGGAAAAGGAUGCAAGAGAGCGUGCUAAACGAAGAAAGAGAAAUGAACAUUUAGCAGAUGCUCUGAAAGAGAAAGGAAAUGAUGCCUUCAGGAAAGGAGACUAUGUAACAGCCAUUCAGAAAUACACCGAAGGCCUAGAAAAACUGAAGGACAAGCAGGAGCUUUACACAAACAGAGCACAGGCCUACCUGAAGAUGCAUGAAUAUGAAAAAGCCAUUAGUGACUGUGAAUGGGCUUUAAAGUGCAAUGAAAAAUGUAUUAAAGCCUAUUUUCAGAUGGGGAAAGCUCACUUGGCACUGAAGCACUUCAGUGAGUCCAGGCAGUGCUAUCAGAAGAUCUUAGAAAUUGAUCCCCAAAAGGAAAGCCUAUUUAAAGAUUGCAUGAAUGAAGUAAACUUAGAGGAAAAAAGAAUGAACGAAGAAGAGAGAGCAUUGAAAGAAUUUGAGUCUGGCAGUGUUACAGCUUUGUCCAUAAAAGAACUUCUGCACAAACUUGAUAGGCCUGACCAGAACAUCCUCUACUAUACGGGAGGGAUCAGAGUUUUGACAGGAGCCAUGAAGGGCUGCACUGAGCAAACUUUAUUUAGAACAAAUGAUGGAUUCAGUAUCAUCAAUGACAACAAGGUCGUAAGACGAGGUUUCUGCGCAGAGAGGAAAAAUACUACUGAGGUGGAUCUGUCUGUUUCACUUCUCUUCCUUUGGCAAGCUGUCUGCACUGGGAAUGGGGAAAAUCAGCGUCUUCUGUUAACUCACCCUGACAUGAAUGUACAGCUGUCCGAAUUACUUUCUUCUGGGGUACCAGAGAUCCAGAAGGAGACCUUGGCACUAAUCUCCCUCUAUUCAGAGAAUGAGAACGGGAGGAGAUUGCUGAUUAGGCACCAGGACCUAACCAAGUGGCUACAGAUUUUGAUGAUGUUUGUCAGCAGCACUGAUGCCGAGGCUAGCAGUGCCAUGAACAUACUGACUGAUCUAACCAAAGAGGAAAAAUUCAAAACCCAGUGUCGCAUCAAGUUUUCCACAGAUGUUUUACCUUUAUUCAGCCAGUUGCUGACCUCUGCCAAGCUGGUGAACCAGACAGCGCUUGCCCAUUGUAUUGGCAUCAUGGGAGAUCUGUGUGCUGAUGUGGUCAUACGAAAGCAGAUGGCUGACUGCCAAGAGUGUUGGCAGGCUUGCUUAAAGCUUAUGGAUGAAUGUCUGUCUGGUGGCAGUAAACUCAAAUACCAGGAGUGCUUGUUUGCAGUACUGGGCCUAAUGAUGAAUUUGCUGCUUGAAUCAAAUGCAGCCAUCCAGUAUUUUGCUGUGGACAUAAGUGGGAGAUGCAUGUGUCUCCUCAGCAGUAAGGAUGGAAGGAUUGUGACAAGAGCCAUCGGAGUGCUAAGUCGCAUCCUGCCGGCAUCCUCCUCAGCAAUAGAAGAAGUAGUAAAAGGAGGAGUGGUGAAGAAAAUGAUCAAUUUUUUGAAAGCUGGAGGACAGAUCACAUCCAAUUAUGCUAUAAAGACCCUUUCCAUUUGCACCAAAAGUAACAGCCAAGCUCAAGAAGAAGUGGUGAAGUCAGAUAAAAGGUUUGGUGUGCUGCUGAAGCUCUUGGAGUCAGAGAAUGAAAUGAUUGUAGGAAAUGCUGCUUUCUGCCUUGGACAGUGCCUCGUAGUUCCUGGAGCAGCGACAUCCUUACUGAAUUCCAAUGUUGUGAUGAUUUUGUUGAAACAUGCUGGUGGUGAUGCUACAAACACUUCUGUGCAGGAGAAUGCAGCAAUUGCUCUGGGGAAGCUUUGUGUUGCUGAACCAAGGCAUAUUUUUCAACUGCGGGAGCUCAAUGGAAUGGCCAUUCUGAACUCCUCUAUGAAAUACGUGCAUAGUGUUUAAAGUUCUCAAGAAAGCUUCGGUACAUGUUGUUAAUACCAUUUGUUGUUGAGUAUUGCUUCUUCAUUCUUCUAAUAAAACUAUUCAUAGGACUUUUAAUCCUUUUUUCAUUUUUUGCUGUUCCUUUAUAGAAGCAAGUGAAACAACAUCAAUAUAAAUACAAGAAGAAAAGUUCAUUUGUAUUCUAGGCUAACAGUUAAAGAUAGGAGCUUGCACUGGACUUGUCUUUGCUGUAAUAAAUGAUGGUGCCAUUUCUUACUGGCAAGUUCCUUGUUGUUAAAUCAUGUUAAAAGUCAAGCAAUGUUAGACCAAGGGCUUGUCUAGUCUGCUUUCCAGUUCAUGUGUCCAGUACCCAGUGUUUCAGAAGGAAAUACAAAUAUUGUGCACUAGCAGCUAGACUGUGCUUCAGGAUAGUACGCUUGAUACCACCUUGUGCUCUGCUUAAACCUGUGGGUGCUCAUAUUAACCUGCUGAUGUGUUUUGGUCUUAAUUUCAUAAGUGAUCAGUGUCAAUGAUAAUCUUAUGGCAGUGAGGUUUACAGAUGAAUUAUGAGCUCUCUUUCCUAGCAGUGUUGUAUUUACUGUCUUAGUAAACUUAAUCAGAUUCCUUUGUCCU